This is a messenger RNA of Eriocheir sinensis (Chinese mitten crab), 3450 nucleotides long. RefSeq names its product carbohydrate sulfotransferase 5-like. The transcript has 9 exons. The coding region runs from base 309 to 1694 and encodes 461 amino acids. Gene Ontology annotation, biological process: N-acetylglucosamine metabolic process; sulfur compound metabolic process. NCBI's taxonomy places the organism in Eukaryota, Metazoa, Arthropoda, Malacostraca, Decapoda, Varunidae. The record is from RefSeq and is a predicted model, not a curated record. Gene Ontology annotation, molecular function: N-acetylglucosamine 6-O-sulfotransferase activity.
ACAUCUCUUGCAACCGUCGCGGAGAGAGGGCGUUUUUGAGAACUUGCGUGUGCGUGCGUGGCCACCCCAGGGGAGUGAAGCGCCGUGAGUGAUGCUAAUAAGACCUCUAACGCCGGUGGUGCUCCGGUGAACCAUGUGUGAGGGCGCGGGCUGCAGGGCCACGGCUGAUCACUGCUGGCCGCCCUGUUGAAGUCACUCGAUUAAAAGGCAAAAAGCUCGUGUGUGUGUGUGUGUGUGUGUGUGUGUGUGUGUGCUAUAGAAGUAGAUCCACCGUGAAUGUAUUUCAAGAGGAGACACAGCGCAAGGAAAUGGACCUCCACACAUUCCGGAAGCAGCCGGGUCGGGCGCUGCUUGUGGCUCUGAUGGGCACCUCGGUCUUGCUCCUCGUCAUCAACCAGGCCGGCGUGAAGUAUCCUUUCCUGCAGGGCCCUCAGCAACCCAGCCCGCGCUUCCCUGCCCCCUACCCGACCAGGCGCAUCCAGGAUUACCACGUUAGGCUCGAUGAUGUAACCGGGCGAAGAACUUCCUCCACCGAUCAAAAUGGAACCGCCAUGGAGGGAGAGGCGGCGGCGGCGGGCGAGAAUGAUGAACUUCUGCUCGGAGCCGCGGUCGAGCGCAUCACUGCUCAGGACUUGCAGGAAGAGAGCACCCCGACAGACACCCUGGAGGAGACGGUGCAGCGGGUACUCAAGGGGCAGCGGGCUGUGAUCCGAGAGGCCAUGGAAGGCUACUCAUUCCAUCCCUCCCUGAAGGCCAAGCGCCUGGAGGACCUGCAGCUCGAGUCUGGCGGGCAGCCGGUGCGCAGCAUUGUAGUCACCACCUGGCGCUCAGGGUCCACCUUUAUAGGUGAUGUACUGCAAAGUCACCCAGCCACCUACUAUCACUAUGAGCCUUUGCUAGACUUUGACAUUGUGCAGGUGAGACGUGGGGAAGCAGCAAAGCAGGCGCUGCACAACCUACGCCAUCUCCUCACCUGUGACUACAGUGACAUGGACCACUACCUGAACUAUGGGAAGACACACCCUUGGCUCUUCAGACACAACAAGAGACUAUGGGCUUACUGCGCUUCCUUCCCUAAUAUUUGCUGGAGCCCAAGGUUCCUCACACCCUUCUGCAAACUGUUUCCAUUCCAGUCUCUCAAGACUGUUAGGCUGCGACUCAAUCUCACUACAGAGUUUCUACAGGACAAGGAGCUUGGUGUGCAGGUGCUGCUGCUGGUGAGGGACCCUCGGGGCACCAUGCAGUCCCGCCACCACCGAGAAUGGUGUCCUGGCAACCCUGACUGUAAUGACCCCGCUUGGCUGUGUCGGGACCUUGUCAGUGACUUCCACACGGCAAAGAAAUUUUUGAAAAAGUUUCCAAAUUCUUUCAGAAUGAUUCGCUAUGAGGACCUAUCAUUCCAUGCCUACAACAUGACACGAGAACUGUUUGAGUUCUUCCACCUCAACUAUCAUCCAGAGGUCGAGAAGUUUCUUGACACACAUACAAAACAGAAGAUUGGAGGGGUGUCCAGCACCUUCCGUGACUCUAAGAUUGCACCCAUUCACUGGCAACAGGACCUGCCAUGGGUUGAAGUGAAGAGCAUCCAGAGUGUAUGUGGUGAAGCGCUGAGACUCUGGGGUUACAGGAUAGCGAAGGAUGAGAAACACCUCCGGUCAUUCAAUCCUGUGGGGAAAUUCAAGACUACAGCAUAGUAUUUAGUUUGGGAAGUGUUAAACAAACUGUGCAUAUGAUUGUGUUGAUUGUGCAUAUUGACUAUGAAUAAUGAAUAUCAGAUUCAUUUGUGAGACUGUUGUGAUUUUUAGUUUCAUGUGUAUAAUUAUCAUUCAUCACCUCACUGUUAAAAAUAUCAGAUUCAUCAGACAACAUAGAUUAACCAGUAGGAAUCAUAGAUUUUGAUGUUUAUAUGCACAUCUUUCUUGCAAUCUGUCAUUUGUGUGAAUGCCAUUGAUUGAGAACUGAGUCUAGCCAUCGUCAGUAAUGAGGGUAUCUAUAAGAAUCUAGACUAGCUAUGAAAAAUGAUUUGCAAUAAUAAAUGUGCCUUGGGCACUGGUUGCUUGUUUUUUGAAGAUUAAUUUGUAUGUGAAAGGGCUCUUUUAAACUGCUUAUGCUUAAAAUGGAUAGUCACAUGUGUACAUUACAAGUAGGAGUUCAGUCUAAUUUAUUCUAGGUUAAAACUAUUUUCUACAUGAAGAUUUUUGAAAUGCCAUUUAUUUGGGUUGUCUCUGUGAUACUUUUUCACGGACUGUUGCACUGCCAUAGCUGAGUCAUCCCCCAUUAGUACUUCAGCUUGGGAUGCAACUGUUGCUUAAGUACCAGUGUGAAAUUUCGAUGAACUGCUAUGAGAAAUGCUGCGGAAGUACAGUGCUUGUCAUUGAAAUUGUCGUGCCUCGCCUCCACGCUGGGUAAAACAAUACACUUGUUUUCUGUUAUCCACGAGGGUUAGAGGACAUUUUCCGUGAAUGUUUGUGACACCCCCACCAAAAAGCCCCUCAAGUCUAGAGACUCUAGACCCUCAAAAAAGAACCAAGAGCAAUUUUAUACAAACCUGUAAGCUUAAAAUAUCAAAAGUAGCCUCAUUCAUCAGCUAUUCGCACUGUAAACUGUACUGUAAUUAAGGUAAACUUACAAAUAUGAAGUCAUAAAAAUCUUCUCAAACUUCACAGCACUCUGUCUUGAGAAAAUUUUGCCUUGUCGCUCCACAGCACACCACACCAAUGCUCGAAGGUCCUGUCCUUCACUUUGUCACAGAAAGCAAGCCUUCUUUCUUGCUGGGCAAUGGAAACCACAGGCCUGAGUUCAGUUGCUUAGCUGUGGAGUUCGUCAUGAAGGUGUUGUGAUAGUUUCCUUACAGACACAUUACUUAGCAGUCUUGUGUUGUCUUCCUUUAUUUUCUGGCUAAUACUUGAGGACUGCAUUCAAGCUUACAGUGUGCUAGCCUCAGGGUUUGCAGGCCUUUCCAGGUGAUUCAUUCUUGUCAGGUAUUUUAUUGUCGCUGAUUCCCAUCAUACACUUCAAGUAUCUCUGAACUUGGCGGACACUGACACACCCCGUCUGCUCCAAAAUAGCCCAUGUAGUGUCCAGCAUUGUGGAGAGAGGUGAUGGCUGUGACAUCAUUCCUUGACAAAGCAUUGCAAACCAUUGUCCAGUAAAACAACCGAACAACAAAGUAACUGAAAGCCAAAGUGAAGGGAGUGAUAGGGUAGGACAUCAGCUAUGGACAAGUGGGUGUCAAUGUUCCCUGCCUCUGCACAUUGCCUAACACACAGGCUAAGUUGCCAGAUGUGCAAUAAUUUGAUUUAAAGCACCCGCUCCACCAGAAUGAGUACUGAGAUUUCAAUGAUUCAAACGCUCGGUGAGGUACUGGUGACAAUUUCAAUGAUGAGAACUGUACAUCUGCAUAAGUCAUGUCCUAAAAAUUGAAUUGUGCCAAAUAAAAUUCAUACACUA